Messenger RNA from Oncorhynchus nerka (sockeye salmon), 1411 nucleotides. RefSeq names its product diazepam binding inhibitor (GABA receptor modulator, acyl-CoA binding protein) (gene dbi). Gene Ontology annotation, molecular function: fatty-acyl-CoA binding. Bases 719 to 982 code for a protein of 87 amino acids. Gene Ontology annotation, biological process: fatty acid metabolic process. NCBI's taxonomy places the organism in Eukaryota, Metazoa, Chordata, Actinopteri, Salmoniformes, Salmonidae. The record is from RefSeq and is a predicted model, not a curated record. The transcript is spliced from 4 exons.
UCGGGGAGUUCUAUUGGAGAAGCAGUUUCUACCUGUCUGCGGUAUCACGGUGCUUUCAAGACAACCGGGAACUCAUGAAGUCAGUGAUCUUCAGUUCGGAAAGUCGGAGCUCUAGAAAGAUACCCUAGUAUCCGACUUGGAAUUCCGAGUGGGUGACCGUUCAAAACGAUUUUUCCCAGUCAGAGCUCGUUUUUUUCCCGAAUUCCCAGUUUUUGUGAACGCGGCAUUAGUCAAGAAACCUGCCUAUUUUCCUCGAAAAUACGAAAUGUAAUGAUUCCAAAGCUAUACGAUAUUACAGAGAACAAGUUAAUUAUCUCACAUCUCGGCUAUACGAUAUUACCGAGAACAAGUUAAUUAUCGCACAUCUCGGAACAGAUUUGUAAUGUUUCUUGUUGAGUAAAUUCAUGCUAUUGUUUUUUUUCUUUAGCUAGCGCCCAAUUUGACUCCCAUUCACUCCUUGAAGAGCGCGCGUUUCCCAAAAUCGCCCAAAAUGCACCGCGCGUCCCAUUGACAACGCAUGGGCAACGUACACAAUAUGCGUUGGAGUUUUCCAUCUCCUCAAAAGUUUCUCUGGCCCGAUCGGGGAUUUCUAUUGGAGAAGCAGUUUAGACAUCUUCAUACCAAAGCAUAUUUUUUUGUCUACUCCGUUAUUUCUGAUCUGUGGACUCCAGUAGUGUUCUAGGACUAUACGAAGGGUCUUCAAAAGGAAUUUUAAAUCAUGUCUGAGGUGGAUUUUGAUAAGGCUGCAGAGGAGGUGAAGCAGCUGAAGGCUAAGCCAGCAGAUGUGGAGAUGCUCAGGGUCUACGCUCUGUUCAAACAGGCCAAAGUGGGCGACGUCAACACCACUUGUCCUGGGGUGCUGGAUUUCACUGGGAAAGCCAAAUGGGACGCCUGGGAGAAGGAGAAAGGGAAGAGCAAAGAGGAUGCCAGGAAGGAGUACAUUGCCUUGGUAGAGGAACUGAAAGGGAAGUGCGGAGUCUAAGAAAUGACUGACUGACCGGGCCGACCGCUGGCAGUGUAGAACCUUGACCUCUGUGGUCAGCCCACACCUCGUCUUAAUCCCAACGAGUAUGCCCGUUUCUACAAGACCUGGGGAAAAUGCAUAUGUCAAAUCCUUUGUAAUUCUAGCGGUGCACUUGGUUUAGCUGAGGUAUGUGCAAGGGUGGUUGGAGUUUGCAUUUUAUGGACUAUUCAAAUUGUUCCAUUGUACAGAACUACCUAAAUCAAGCACACCUCAAAUGACAUGUGUUUUACCCAGGAAUGUUUGCUACUGUGCAUUGCACUAAGAAUACAGGACCAACAAGCCACCGCUACGUACAGAGACAAACCAUCCUCCACCAUCAACUUCCUAGUUAAUGUUCUCAACUGGUUGUUCAGCCCACAACCUCCAUAAAGUUUACAUUUGUUUUAA